Messenger RNA from Cooperia oncophora, 429 nucleotides. The record is from the annotation of a GenBank genome assembly. NCBI's taxonomy places the organism in Eukaryota, Metazoa, Nematoda, Chromadorea, Rhabditida, Trichostrongylidae.
AUGCUGCUCUUCUUGGCAAUUUCCCUUUCGCUUUCGCCUACGCUUUGUCAGCGGACAGACUCUCGCGAUUCCGGUCAAAGCUCAACACUACGACCAGCAACAAGAUCCGCCGUGCCAAAUGUUACAGAUCUUCAGAAUGCGACCAGAAAUGCCGUUGAAGUCUUGAACAAAAUGAUAGAUGCCGAACAAAACCAAAGGAACAUCAAUCUGUUCAGAAGAGCAGUCGAAGCCCUUCAAACAGCCCUUCAAAGUGUGCAAAACAUCACAUAUGACAGGGAAACACUGCGUGAGUUGGCAGGGCCUAUACGACGUCUGAACGCUGCUAAUCUCGACGAUGACAGUAACGACGAUGAUGACAACGACAUUGCUGACCGUGUGGAACACAUUAUGGACGCAGCCAGUGAGAUCAUCAGAGACUACUGCGAUUAA